AUCAUACCUUACUCCAGCACUACUGUACAACACCCACUCCACGCUCGUCGUCGGCCUAUCCACCCCACCAUCCUUUACACCUUAUUCGCAUUGUUCCUCGCAGCAUGCACCCGGACCGUUGCAACACCCCUCGCUAGCCUUGCACCAGCAUUGCCAUGAAUUUCAACAGGCCCAAGCCCGCUGGCGCUCCUGUCAUCCGCAAGACAAUCGUCCGCAAGCCCAUCACACAGACGGUCAGGCCUGCGCUGUCCACGGGCACGGGCUCUACACUGCCAGCGCCUGUUCGGGAACACGAUCCAAACAGAUUCAGGCCCACCGGCACGCCCAUCACGAGGACGAAGCCUGCCAACCCUGCGAAACGAGCUGUCGCCAACGCGAGAGGAGUGAAGAGGAAGAGCGCUACUCCCGACCGACACAUCUGGAGCGACGACGAGGGCGACAGUAGUGAUAUUGGUGGGAGCGACUCGGAUGUGUCGCGCAAGCGCAUCAAGAGCAGUGUCAGCUCACUAGACAGCCAUGGCUCGAGGAGACCGCUGCUCUCUGCCACUUCCUUCAAGGCGGGCACCAUGUUAGCUAUUGUGCAUGGCGCAGAUGCCACCUCUGGUCGCUAUGCCGAGAACUUCAAGAAUCCCUGGGGCGAGGAAGAGUUUGAAUCGUGCAAGCUUCAGUACCCUAGCAGGGGCCAAAGGGAGAAGUUUCAGCUCAAGUGGCCCAAGACCGAAAAGAAGGAAGACUACAGGCCGAUGGAGGAUAUCAUUGAGACUGUGGACACCGUCUGCCAGAAUUACCUGCCAGAGGACAUGGCUGCACAGUACACGAACCCAGAGACGGGCUUUCGGCGACGCUUCAAUCUCGCAUGGCAAAAGGAGGACGCUGUGGAGUUUGUGGAAAUCGUUCGGGAUUACAACAAGCUCAUGAAGUCGCUGAUCGAUGACGGUACAAUCGAGACGGUGCUUCGAAGCAAAAGCCAUCUAUCCCUGGACUGGGUGAGGCGAAUUCUGGAGCAGACGUACUCGCGAACGGUAUCGCCGAACGUCGACAACUUGCGCAAAUACGAGGCAUUUAGUGAAAACGUCUAUGGCGAGCUUCUCCCACGAUUCUGCAGCGACAUUUUCAAGAAGACGAAACUUACUCACGAGAUGAAAUUCGUCGACCUGGGAUCUGGUGUCGGCAAUGUCGUCCUGCAGGCCGCACUGGAAGUUGGCUGUGACAGUACUGGAAUUGAGAUGAUGCCCAAUCCCUGCGAUGCUGCCGAGUUGCAGGAGAAGGAGUUCCCUGGCCGAACCAAGCUAUGGGGUGUCCAAGCGGGCAAGAUUCAGCUUCUACGAGGCGACUUUCUCGAGCAUCCCAAAGUUCCUAGGAUCCUGCAGGAGGCUGAUGUGGUGCUGGUUAACAACCAAGCAUUCUCGUCGGACCUCAACGGCCACCUACUGAGCAUGUUUCUGGAUCUCAAAGAUGGGUGCCAGGUAGUGAGUCUCAAGCCAUUCGUGCCAGAUGGCCAUAAGAUGUCGACGCGCAACAUCGAUUCGGUGGUAAACUUGUUUGUCCAGCAAAAGUUUGAAUACUUUUCCGACAGCGUCAGUUGGGGCGCUGCGCAAGGCAAUUGGUAUAUUGCGAGGAAGGACCCCGGUCCUAUGCAGAGAUUUCGGAAGGCGAAUGGGCUGUAGGACAGGGCGCGCUCGACAGGAUUGCAUAGAGAAGACUUGUGGAGAUUGUGGACGUUGCAUGAGGGCGAGGAUGAUUGCUAGGCUUGCGCGAAUUCUUUGAGUUGCAUGGGAAGGCACUUUGGAUCAGAUACCCAGUGAGCAUUCUUGAGCGAGCAUUGUAUAGUUGGCAUUGUCAUUGGUGUAUGAGCGAAGUGAUGAGUAGAGUAGAACAGUUUUAAAUUCGUGCAUGGGUAUGUAUACCUCUUGCAUGAGAAUGGAAC
This is a messenger RNA of Sphaerulina musiva SO2202, 1927 nucleotides long. RefSeq names its product DOT1-domain-containing protein. Gene Ontology annotation, biological process: subtelomeric heterochromatin formation; DNA repair; DNA damage checkpoint signaling. Bases 156 to 1667 code for a protein of 503 amino acids. Gene Ontology annotation, cellular component: nucleus; nucleosome. The transcript has a single exon. Gene Ontology annotation, molecular function: histone H3K79 methyltransferase activity; histone binding. Lineage: Eukaryota; Fungi; Ascomycota; Dothideomycetes; Mycosphaerellales; Mycosphaerellaceae. The record is from RefSeq and is a predicted model, not a curated record.